CCUUUUAUCGAUGAGGACGGAUCGGUAUCUGAAGAGAAACAGAUUGUGAGAUGGUGGUGGAAACCGGUGGAAGGGGAGUGCCCUCCACAGGGAUGACGGCCAAGGAGCUCUGUGACAAUGAUGACUUGGCCUCAGCCAUGACAUUAGAUCCAUAUCUAGGCUUUCCUACACACAAGAUGAAUACCAGGUACCGUCCACUCAAGGGGAAAAUGCAAGAAGAAUUGAAGGCAGUUAUAGAGCGCUUUAAGACGCACCAAAACAUGGAGAGGGCUUACCGAGAUCUGACUGUUGGGGAGUUUGUGCGAAAUUUCCUUCUGAACAAAACGAAACCUCAGCAAGCUGUCUUCAAACAACAUGUGUUCCGAUAUUUGCGGAUGUUUCAUAGAGGGUCAGGUUUUGAGGUGCUGCCUUGUUACCGAUAUACCAUGGAGGACCAAGUUGGAGCUAAAAUCUGUGCCAUUCAGCAGUGGCAGAAGAACGACAAGAUCCCGAUGUUGGUGGGCUGUAUUGCUGAGCUGACUAAAGAAGAGGAGGAGCAGUUUCUGCGGCCUGGCAUCAACGAUUUUAGUGUCAUGUAUUCCUGUCGCAAAAACUGUGCCCAGCUAUGGCUUGGGCCAGCAAGCUUCAUCAACCAUGACUGUCGUCCAAACUGUAAGUUUGUAUCGACUGGUCGUGAUACUGCCUGUGUUAAAGUUCUCAGGGACAUCGAACCUGGUGAAGAAAUCUUCUGUAUGUAUGGCGAAGACUUCUUUGGAGAUAACAACUGUCUUUGUGAAUGUGAAACUUGUGAAAGACGUAAGGUGGGAGCGUUCCGGCCCAAAAACUCUGUACCAGCGGAUCAACUCGAGAAGGGGUACAGACUCCGUGACACAGACGACAGACUGACACGUCAGAAAAUUGAGACGGAAAAAAGUCGACCAGCAGCAGGAAUGACUGGUGCAGCAGAAUUUGGCAAUGGUAUUGCUAAUUAUGAAUCAAAAAACUGGGACAUUCGAGAUGGUAACUUAAAGAGACACUCCCACCUGCUGAAAGCUGCAGAACUGAAAAAGCGUGGCAUCACACGAUACGAUGCAGAAAUUAUCCUGUCGCAGGGUCUGAACCUUCCAGAUCCACAAGUGGUCAUAGAAACAAAACUCCCUUCAUCUAUCAACCAAAACAAGACUGUAAAAGCGAGCUCUGUCCUUGCAAGCAUGAACAAAUCUCCAAGGAAAAGUCGCAAGAGGUUCAGGCGUACACGUGGUGGUAAAUUUACUCAGGAACCUGUACAUUGUGAGAACAAUAAUCAAGUUAGAAAUGAAAUGUCCAAUUCUGCCGUGUGUGCUAAGAUCAAAUCACCGUGUAAAAGAAUGAGUUUCAGUUUUGAAGAGUGUGAAACUGACAGCAACGAUGUGACCAAAAUUGGUGAAGAUGGCAACCCUAGGGAUAAAAAUCACCUGCAGUCUCAGUCAGAUGGAGGUUUGUUAGUAAUGGUUAAUCAUAGUUCAGACACAAAAACAUCUCAAACAUUCAAGGGACCAGGAUGUUCAUCGUCAGGGCUCCGUAACUCUCCAAAGUGCCGCAGUAGUCCUCGUUUGAGGGGAAGAGGUUCUGGGCAUUCAAGUGGAGGUGAUGGGCCUGCUUCUGUCUGUGCAGACAUAACCAACCAAGAAGAUGGCGGUCUCUUGUCUCCAUUGCACAUCAAGACAGAGCCCAUGGAUGAUGUCCAACACGCUAGACAGAGUCCACGUUUCAAAACAACUAGGACCACAGAAAUUGUGAAAGAAGAGUGUCUAAACUCCUCUGUGUCAUCUUGUGUGAAGCAUUUAGAAGACACAAGAAGUGACUUUAGUGUAUUAGGAAAAAUUAAGACAGAGCCAGGGUCAAUAGUUAAAUCUGAAUCGGUGUCGCCAGUACAAGGGUCCUAUAUGCGAAGUCUGGUUCGAGCGUCUCCUAAACUCACACGGGUUAACACUUGUGAACGGCAGAGACAUUCAUGUGGUUCAAAUAAUAAGAUCCCGAAACUUUCACCAUCAGUUCCUAUACGACAAAGCCCUCGGCUUCAUGUGAAACAGUCAACAUCGUCAAACAAAACUUUGGAUACUCGAGACUGUGAUAAGGUAAAACCCGCCGCAGCUAUCAACCUCACAGCUAAGCUUGAGCAUGAGUGUCACUCAGGGAACAACUCGGACAUGCCAGUGUUGUGUUGUUUUGACAACAGUUUGUGUAGCUCAAAACUGGACUGUGACAUUACCUCCCAUAGUGACGAUGGAUUCAAACUGAGGGAGUCAGAAUCUGUGAUUGGUCAAAGUCAGAUAAAGUCCGAACGUUUAACUGCGACUACGGCAGAACCACCAUCUCGGCAGCCGAUUCAUGACCUUUUAACGCGUCCAUUUGUAAAAGUAUCAACAAAAGCAGUAGAACAAGGUGUGAAUCAUAAGAAGCCAGAACCAAUGACCAAAAAGAGGAAAAAUAAUGUGAUGUAUCGCUCUGUGUCCGACCAGUGUUUGUCAACAUACAGUAGACAUACCAAGAACAGAGACCGCAAACGUAAACUAUCUUACUCAGUGAGCAGCCAUUACGAUUCCUCUCCAAGUCCGUCCCCAGAGAAGAAGAUCCCCAAACUCACAAUUCGUAUGAGACCAGACCCAAAUUUGCAGCGAGAACUUGACCAGAAUCAAUCUGAUUAUGUUGUUUUUAAGAUGGACGACAGUCCACGUUUGAAGGAACCUCAGGACAAGCCAGUUGAUGGCCUUCAUGGAAACAACAAUAACAAUGAUUAUGUAAAGGGGAGUAACUCUUCAAAUGGCACCAAUUCAGCAUGUAUAGAAGCAAAGAAGUUCUACUCCCCAAACAAGUAUUAUACUUAUCCUAAGACUCUGAGACUGAAGCUGGGCAAUGAAGCUAUUGAUAUACCACUACCUCCAUAUGAAAUAGGGGAAAAGUGAUGUAGGAGUUAGUGCAAUUGUUAAGAAUGUUAGGAAUAUAUGAUGUUAUUUAUGAUGUAUACCGGUAAGGGUGACAAAAGUGACAAAGUCAAAGGUCUGUACAAAAAAUACACGUAUGGGUUUCAUAGCAGAUAAAAAUUCAACAUGUAAUAGUGCUUACAGGUGUGUAGGAAUUUCAGGUAAAAUGAAUACACUACUAUCAUUUUCUUAAUCCCAUAAUUUUCACAACAUAGAAUCACUCUCUCUCUGUCCAAAACCUUUUCUUUUGUCUUCGAUUUUCCAACAUUUGAGUUAGGAUCUUUCUUUUUAUUUAGAAGAAGCACAUCUCAUAAUUCAUGGACUAGUACUAUUGCCAAGAGUUUUAAUGAAAUAAUUAAUAUCUCGCAAAAUACAAAAUAUUUCCAGUGAAUAUUGACAUAAAAUCAGAUAGAAGAGGCUUAAAAUAAUAAUACAAUAUUUAUGUUGUAACUGUUUCACAAUAAACAAAGUAAAAACUAGUAAUAACCCAAGAGACCAGAGAAAUGGGUUUGCUAAAGCUUAAUUGUAUUGGUAUUGUUGACUUGAUAGGAGUCAAACAAAGUCGGACCAGAUAAAAGGAGAAUUUUGCUUUAUGUUGAUAUACUAACGACAUACUGAUUUAAUAUUGAUUAUUCUGAACUUAUGCACGUUGUUCAUGACAAAUAUAAUAUUUUAAAAAUUUAAUAAAACUCCUAUAUCCUAUAUUAAAAUUAUAAAGUGUUUUACCUGUACAUUUGCUCUUUCUUGCUUCUGAUCAAGACAUACUGUGCAUAAGAGUUUUUCCCUUUAGUCCAGCUUUGCGUUUAGGGUUUCUGUGAAUUUAUUUUGACGUAUGUGUAUGCUGUUCAAAAUUCAAAGAUCAUGUUUUGAAUGACUAAUCUCCAGCUGAGUCUAGCAUACAACUGAUCAUGAAUUGCGAGUAACAAACACUCUUUGAUGUUCAGGUUUAUGCAAGAGCAUAUUCUGAUUGAGAUACUUAGUAGAAAAAGAUCUCUGAUUGAGAUAGAAAAAGAAAAAGAUUUAGGCCAUGAUUUUCCUAGAGUAAUAUGUGUUGUUAACAUUCGAAAAAAAGAAAUUUCUUUGACAGAUUUGUAGAUUUUUGUGUGAAUGUGCAAUAUGUUGGGCUUUUUUCUCUUUUUAGAAAUAGCUAGAUACAGUAUCACAAAGAGAUGAUGAUCAGGAAAUGAUCAUGGCAGUGAUAUCGCUCAAGAUGAUAUCAAAACAGUAAAUGUCUUUCAUGUAGUUUUCCAUGUGUGGGGUAAAAUUGUGAAUGUACUAGGUAAAGGGUGGUCGUAUUAAUUGUGUGUGAUUGACAUAUGUACGCAUUUUAAAUCAUGAUUAGUUUGAAUUUUGAAAUCAAGAGGGUUGCAAUUUAACAGUAGGAAGUCAUAUUUGGGCAUAUAGAAUAUUUUUUACUUGCACUAAAAGGAUAGUACAUGUAAAUUCAAAGUAUGUCUGUUAGAUCGCCCAUGAUGAAGAACUCUGAACCCUGUUUACAAACUACAAUGAAAAUUUGAUUAUACAUAUUAAUAUAUGGUAUGUAUGACUGUUUUAAGUGAGAUGUACGUAAGUAUGUAAGUAUAUAUAGGAUUUACCGACUUGUUUCCCUGAUCAUGUUCUACAGUACACCCUUGUACUGAUAAUUCACAUCUUAUAUAUAUAGAAUUUUAAAACAUCAAUCAUGAAAUGAAAGCAAUUUUUCAGUCAAAUUAAUUUAUGUUGCGAGGUGACAAUUUUUAAAUCUAACUUAUUUUUUGUUGAUAAGUUAAUUUAGAAUACAUAUAUAGGGCAUUUUUAUUGAAAAUAAAACAUUUGUUUAAUAUUAUUGUAGUAAUAUCUUCGCUUUGUGAUACUAUUUUGUCAUUGUAAAGAAAAGCCAUGUUGGCCUGCAUAUUUAUAUUAUACUUGGUAAUUGGUAACUAUCUUAGUCUCUGGGAUCCCUCAUCAAAUCUAGUACAGGAAGUAACAUUUUCCCUAUAACUCAAGCCAACUUUUGCUCUACCAUAGGCCUGAAAUAUUGCAUGUUUAGAUCACAAAUCAUACAUUACAUAACAUGUACACCACAAGCAAGAUUAGUUUGGGACAAUAAACCAUGUGUAAUCCAUAGUAAGAGUUAAACACACAUAAUAUAAUUAAUUUAGUUAGAGGUUCCCUCAAUGUCUGUUAAUGUUAUACUUUCAUUAGUAUCCACAAGGGACUGGUCUGUGUACCAUGCCAUUAAUAUUUUCCAUGGUUUGGUUCACUACACAAUUAAUAUCCUAUAUGGGUCAGAAUAACAUACCAGGGAUAUUUCGCAUGAUGCAAUGCAGCACACCAUUAAUAUCCCCCAUGGUCCAGUCCACCACACCAUUAAUAUCCCCCAUGGUCCAGUUCACCAGACCAUUAUUAUCCGCCAUGGUCCAGUACACCAGACCAUUAAUAUCCCCCAUGGUCCAGUACACCAGACCAUUAAUAUCCCCCAUGGUCCAGUUCACCAGACCAUUAAUAUCCCCCAUGGCCCAGUCCACCAAACCAUUAAUAUCCCCCAUGGUCCAGUCCACCAAACCAUUAAUAUCCCCCAUGGUCCAGUUCACCAGACCAUUAAUAUCCCCCAUGGUCCAGUCCACCAAACCAUUAAUAUCCCCCAUGGCCCAGUCCACUAGACCAUUAAUAUCCCCCAUGGUCCAGUCCACCAGACCAUUAAUAUCCCCCAUGGCCCAGUCCACCAGACCAUUAAUAUCCCCCAUGGUCCAGUUCUACACACAAUUAAUAUCCCCCAUGGUCCAGUCCACCACACCAUUAAUAUCCCCCAUGGUCCAGUUCACCAGACCAUUAUUAUCCGCCAUGGUCCAUUACACCAGACCAUUAAUAUCCCCCAUGGCCCAGUCCACCAGACAAUUAAUUUCCCCCAUGGUCCAGUUCAACAGACCAUUAAUAUCCCCCAUGGCCCAGUCCACCAGACCAUUAAUAUCCCCCAUGGCCCAGUUCACCAGACCAUUAAUAUCCCCCAUGGUCCAGUUCACCACCAUUAAUAUCCCCCAUGGCCUAGUCCACUAGACCAUUAAUAUCCCCCAUGGUUCCAUGCACCACACUAUUAAUAUGUCAUUGCGCAAUGCACCACACCAUUGAUAUCUCUCAUGGUUCAGUGCAUUACGCUCCAUUUAAUAAACCUGUCGGGGGUUCAUUGCGUCACACAUAUGAUCUGUUUCAGGGUUACAUGACAUAAUAUUGAUUUUUCACAAGGUUCAAAUCAUUGCACUUCUCUACCAUGGUUCAUUGCAACCCACCUCAUUAUAUACAUCCUUGUGAGGGAGUGUGAGGAACCAUGUAGAGGAUUGUUACGGACGAACGCGUAAGGAGACCUUCUCUUUUAGAAAUUGAAACCUGGUUCUAUUGUCUUUAUUGGUGAGGUGCUUAUUAUAAAUUAAAUGCAUGAUAAUAUUUCCAUGUUUAUGUAUCGGAUACACUAAUGUGUGGUUUACUAUUCCUAAAAGGGUUUUCUCGCGGUAAAUAUUACAAACUGGUAAUCUUGAUUAUUUUAGCAGUCGAAGGAAUGGUGUGAUUAAGACAUGGUCGCCUGGCUAUAAGACUAAACUAUUACUGUGUAGAGUAUGUUGUUGACUUGUAAAGAGAUCAGGGAUAAUACCUGUCACCUAGUUGAACUUAUUAAAUGUGUUUUUAUCUA
Pecten maximus is the source of this 6606-nucleotide messenger RNA. RefSeq lists its product as uncharacterized. The coding region runs from base 51 to 2924 and encodes 957 amino acids. Gene Ontology annotation, molecular function: histone H4K20 methyltransferase activity; protein binding. Lineage: Eukaryota; Metazoa; Mollusca; Bivalvia; Pectinida; Pectinidae. Gene Ontology annotation, cellular component: nucleus. The transcript has 8 exons. The record is from RefSeq and is a predicted model, not a curated record.